AAAGAUGCUUCAAAGAUGAAAAGUGGGCUUCUGUUUGUAAAACUGGUUAACCCAUGUUCAGGGGAAGGAGCCAUUUACUUGUUCAAUAUGUGUCUACCGCAGCUGUUUGAAAUAAAAGUUUUCAAGGAAAAAAACCAUUCUUGGUUUAUAAAUCAAUCAGUUCAAUCAAGAGUUCUUCUUCACUUUGCCACACCCAUGGACCCUCUGUUUCUGCUUCUCCACUCCCUUACAAAGGCUGAUAGAGAGGGAAAGUUUCAGCCCCUGGAUCAAGUUGUGAUGGAUGACAUGUUUCUGAAUUGCAUCUUGUUGCUGAAACUUCCUGAACUUAAGAAGUUACUUCGACAUGUGACAGAGGAGAAAGAAAUAGACAAGAAGAAAUAUUACAAGUACAGCAAAAAGAAGACAUUAAAAUGGCUGGAAAAAAAGGUUAAUCAGACUAUGGCAGCAUUAAAAACCAAUAGUGUAAAUGUCGGUGCCCGGGUACAGUCUACUGCAUUUUUCUCUGGUGACCCGGUUUCCAGUGACAAGGAAGAGGAUUGUAUUAAUUAUGCCCAUGGUCUGAUAUCUGAUUACAUCCCUAAAGAACUAAGUGAUGACUUAUCUAAAUAUUUAAAGCUUCCAGAACCUCCAGCUUCAGUGCCAAACCCUCCAUCAAAGAAAGUAUCAGAUGAGCCCGUAGAAGCAAAAGAAGAUUACACUAAGUUUAACACUAAAGAUUUGAAGACUGUAAAGAAAAAUAGCAAAAUGACUGCAGCUCAGAAGGUUUUGGCUAAAGUUGACAAGAGUGGAAUGAAAAGUAUUGAUUCCUUUUUUGGUGCAAAACAUGUUUAAAAAAACUGGAAAGAUUUGAAACACUGA
Orcinus orca (killer whale) is the source of this 858-nucleotide messenger RNA. Its product is annotated as ribonuclease H2 subunit B-like. Gene Ontology annotation, biological process: ribonucleotide metabolic process; RNA catabolic process. Lineage: Eukaryota; Metazoa; Chordata; Mammalia; Artiodactyla; Delphinidae. Gene Ontology annotation, cellular component: ribonuclease H2 complex; nucleoplasm. The record is from RefSeq and is a predicted model, not a curated record.